This is a messenger RNA of Hemibagrus wyckioides, 1711 nucleotides long. Its product is annotated as transmembrane protein 17A. Bases 223 to 885 code for a protein of 220 amino acids. The transcript is spliced from 4 exons. Gene Ontology annotation, biological process: non-motile cilium assembly. NCBI's taxonomy places the organism in Eukaryota, Metazoa, Chordata, Actinopteri, Siluriformes, Bagridae. Gene Ontology annotation, cellular component: ciliary transition zone. The record is from RefSeq and is a predicted model, not a curated record.
AGUGUCUAAUUACCGCUGUCUGGAAACUGGAAUGCUAACAGUUAUAUAGUUGGCACACUUAAUCAGAAUCCACACAAGGCAUAUGCAAGGCUAACACUAAUCCCCCUGUCAGAGGGAUUUAAUCUGGUUAGCGUUUAGCCAUCUGUCUCUAAUCUUAGCCGACACAAGACACAGUCUCGAGAGGCGAAGUGCAGCAUGGCUGAAUGGUUGUGUUAGGCCACCAUGCCAGUGUUUUACACCCCAAUACCCCAGUAUCUCAGAGUGGGCCUGGCGCAUGCUAGUAAUGCCAUAUUUAUCAACAACAGAACAAGAGAUAGCGGUUAUCUGCAGGGACAUGGAGUUGAGAAUGAAGUUUCCAGCAAGAUUUCAUCUCACCUGCCUCUGCAGAUGCUCCUCUACUUCAACAUGUUCUUCUUUCCUUUCUGGUGGCUUUCUGAGAUCGCCAUGCUGGAUUUAAAGUUCACCCUACUGCCUGGAUACUACCAGUGUCUGAUCGUGGUUGGAAUGGUAAUAAUUAGCGUACUUGAGGUUCUCCGUGUGUACCUCGGCUACGUCGGGAACCUGAAAGAGAAGGUCCCAGAGCUUGCUGCUUUCUGGCUGAUCUCUCUAGUCUUCCAGCUGCCCAUCCUCCUCUUCUUCCUCACUGACGAAGGCUUGCUAAUCCUCCCUCUGGAGCGAGCAGUGCACUGUCUGUAUCUGGGCUUCCUCCUGUGUGAGGUGUUGUCCUCAUUUGUGGCUCUGAGGGUCAUGUCGCGGAAACUCGCCCUGCAGUUCCACCUCAGGCAAUUUGGCAGGACUGUAGACACUUUUUCUGUGUUCAGCUUUUCUUGUGGAAACAGGAGCGUGUUACCGGUGCUUCCGGUCAGAGAUGUCCAACCUAAGUGAUUGUACUCAUUUAAAGUUAUACACUGAUCAGGCAUAACAUUAUGGCCACUGAUGGGUCAAGUGAAUAACACUGAUUAUCUCCUCAUCAUGGCAGUGUCCUGUUAGUGAGUGGGAUAUAUUAGGCAGCAAGUGAACAUUUUGUCCUCAAAGUUGAUGUGUCAGAAGCAGGAAAAAUGGACAAGCGUAAGGAUUUGAGCGAGUUUGACCAAGGGCCAAAUUGUGAUGGCUAGACCACUGGAUCAGAGCAUCUCCAAAACUGCAGCUCUUGUGGGGGGUUCCUGAUCUGCAGUGGUCAGUAUCGAUCAAAAGAAGUCCAAGGAAGGAACAGUGGUGAUUCUGAGAAAGGGUCAUGGGCGGACAAAGGAGUUAAUGCUGCUUCUGACAAAAAUGUGUCAGAAUACACAGUGCAUGACGGGUCAGGGCUGUUUUGGCAGCUAAACCAACACCAUAUAUUACGCAGGUGGUCAUAUUGUUACGCCUGAUCACUGUGCAGCAACUGAACUGUUAAGGAAUUUAAAAAAAAAAAGCUUUGAAUUUGACCCCAAGGAGGUCUGGAAUAUUAGUUCAUUCAGGAUAUCUUUGUAGGUUUAUCGACAGAGAUAACUCAAGAUUAAUUUUUAAAAAUCAUUUUUAUAAAAUAUUUAGGAAGGACUUAAUGGAAAAAGUGCCUUAUUUGCAACGCUAGAUGUCGCUGUAAUCCAACCAGACUUGCUUUUUUUCUUUUCAUUUUCAGAAAUGAUAUUAAAAUUAAAUAUAGUCGUCCCACGUUAAUGUUCCAGAGAUUCUGAGUAGAGAUGAAAAAAGCAAAAACACGUAUGAUGAAAGA